AUGGAUUCUUUGACACCAAUGUCAUUAUUAUUAAGAAAAGAAAGUGUUAGAACGUUAAUACUAUUCUCAACUUCCAAACUAUUGGUUAAUAUUGGACUUGAUGGAUUAGAGGAUAGUGGAAUGAAUGGAGUAUCAGAUUUACCAAAAACAUUAUCCAAAUUUUUGGAGUUAUUUAAAAGUCCACCAAGAAGAGUUUUCUCAAUUCAACAUUACAAUGAAUACAUAUGCACUUGA
Messenger RNA from Heterostelium album PN500, 234 nucleotides. RefSeq lists its product as uncharacterized. The record is from RefSeq and is a predicted model, not a curated record. Bases 1 to 234 code for a protein of 77 amino acids. NCBI's taxonomy places the organism in Eukaryota, Evosea, Eumycetozoa, Acytosteliales, Acytosteliaceae. The transcript has a single exon.